This is a messenger RNA of Sardina pilchardus (European sardine), 2331 nucleotides long. Its product is annotated as NLR family CARD domain-containing protein 3-like. Gene Ontology annotation, biological process: intracellular signal transduction. The record is from RefSeq and is a predicted model, not a curated record. Gene Ontology annotation, molecular function: protein binding. The transcript is spliced from 7 exons. The coding region runs from base 1 to 2331 and encodes 776 amino acids. NCBI's taxonomy places the organism in Eukaryota, Metazoa, Chordata, Actinopteri, Clupeiformes, Clupeidae.
AUGGACGUCUCAGAGGCUGCUGAUGACCCAGGUGUGCCUCCACCUUGUCCACUGAGGGGGGAGUGGGGCGGGCACUGCUGGCUGGAAUACUCUGACCCAGGAUCCGUCCAGCCUCCCAUAGAUGAGCACACAGUCAUGAGAGGCAGCACCCAUCUGCAAACUGAGCAUGCUCCAGUCAAAAGGGCCAAACUAACAGACAACCAUGUCCUGAACAGAGUACUGAUGACCCAUAAAGCCAGCAUGAAGAGGAGGUUUGAGAGCAUAUGUGAAGGCAUCAUAAGAUCAGGGACUCAAACACUCCUAAACAAGAUCUACACAGAGCUUUACAUCACAGAAGGAGAGAGUGAAGGGGUGAAUAACGAGCAUGAAGUUUGGCAGGUAGAGUCAGCAUCCAGGCCACAAACCAAAGAAGACACAGCAAUACACUGUAAUGAUAUCUUCAAGCCCUUACCUGGACAAGAGAGACACAUCAGAACGGUCAUGACCAAGGGGAUUGCUGGCAUUGGGAAAACUGUCUCAGUGCAGAAGUUCAUCCUUGACUGGGCAGAGGACAGAGCUAACCAGGAUGUAGAUUUCAUGUUUGUGCUUCCGUUCCGUGAGCUGAAUUUGGUCAAACAUGAUCAAUACAGCCUUCACAGGCUCCUGCUUGACUUCCACCCUGAGCUUAGAGAGCUACAAGAUGGUGAAUACAAGGAUUGCCACAUUGUGUUUAUCUUUGAUGGUCUGGAUGAGAGUAGACUUCCACUGAAGUUCCAAGAGAACCUAAAGUUAUCUGAUGUGACACAAACAUCAUCAGUGGAUGUGCUGAUGAUGAGCCUCAUUCAGGGAACUCUGCUUCCCUCUGCUCUCAUUUGGAUAACUUCUCGACCAGCAGCAACCAGUCAAGUCCCUUCUCAGUGCAUCAGUCAGGUAACGGAAGUACGAGGAUUCAAUGACCCACAAAAGGAGGAGUACUUCAGGAAGAGAGUCAGUGACCAGAAUCAAGCCAACAGAAUCAUCUCACACAUCACAGCAACCAGGAGCCUUCACAUCAUGUGCCACAUGCCAGUCUUCUGUUGGAUCUCAGCCACUGUCCUUCAGAAAAUACUGGAACAGGAUGAUGGGAAGGAAGCCCCCAAAACUCUGACUGAGAUGUUCAUACACUUCCUGCUCAUCCAGACCACCAGGAAGAACCAGAAGUAUCAAGAGGAAAGUGAGACAGAUAGACAGAGCCUCCUAGAAUCACAUAAGGGUGUCAUAUUGAAACUAGCAGAGCUGGCAUCCAAGAAUCUGGAGAAUGGCAAUCUCAUGUUCUAUGAGGAAGACUUGAGAGAGUGUGGCAUUGAUGUCAGUGAAGCUUCGGUGUACUCUGGCAUGUGCACUGAGAUCUUCAGGGAGGAAUGUGUGUUUCACCACAAGAGAGUGUACUGCUUUGUCCAUCUGAGCAUCCAGGAGUUUCUUGGUGCACUUCAUUUGUUUGACUCCUACUUGAAUAAAAACAUGAAGGUCCUGGAGCCAUUUCUUAGCAGAAAGUCAAAAUCUUUACCAGAUGUGCCUCUCGAUGAGUUGCUGAAGGAUGCUGUGAACAAAGCCUUGGAAAGCAAGAAUGGGCACCUUGAUUUGUUUGUCCGCUUCCUUCAUGGCAUUUCUCUGGUGUCAAAUCAGAAACUUUUGCUUGGCCUCCUGACACACACACACAGCAACCCAGAGAGUGUGAAGAAAACAAUCAAGAACCUGAAGGUGAUGCAGAGACAAAAUAUCUCCCCCGAGAGGUGCAUCAAUCUGUUCCACUGCCUGGUGGAAAUGCAUGACUCCUCUGUCCAUGAUGAAAUCCAGGCUUUCCUGAAGGCAGAGAAAGGUGCCGUGAAGCAGCUCUCACUGGCUCACUGCUCAGCCUUGGCUCACAUGCUUCUGAUGUCUGAUGAGGUGCUGGAUGAGUUUCACCUGAAGAAAUACAAAACUUCAGACGAGGGACGGAGGAGACUGGUGCCAGCUGUGAGAUGCUGCAGAAAGGCACUACUUGCUGGCUGUAAGCUAACAGAAAAGUCCUGGGAGAUCGUGACCUCAACUAUGCAGUCUGCAAACUCCCCCUUAAGAGAGCUGGACCUGAGUCAGAAUGACCUGCAGGCAUCAGGAGAAAAGCUGCUCUCUGCUCUACAGAGUCCAAACUGCAAAGUGGAGACUCUGAGACUUGUUGGCUGUAAACUGAGGGGAGGAUUUCUGGCCUUGGCUCUUCAGUGGGCAAACUACCACCUACGAGAGCUGGACAUCAGUGAGAGUGAGAUUCAGGACUGUGAAGGAGAACUGCUUCAUCAACCAGUGACUGGAGACUGUAAAACUCAUCAGCUGUAG